This is a messenger RNA of Zootoca vivipara (common lizard), 13550 nucleotides long. NCBI's taxonomy places the organism in Eukaryota, Metazoa, Chordata, Lepidosauria, Squamata, Lacertidae. The record is from RefSeq and is a predicted model, not a curated record.
CCCAUACCACUAACGCCUCCCUUCCACCCACAGCUACAGAUUCAACAAUUUGAUGGCACAAGGAAAAAAGGUAUUCCUGUGCCUAGACGUUUUUGUAUAUAGAGUCCUGUACUGACGUCCGGAUAGGAGUAAAUCAAACAAGUGAUGACCAGGAUGUGAAGGGUCUACAGCAAUUCUCUCUGCUCUCUUCCUGACUCGAGCGGCAUAAAGUGUCUCUAUUGGAGGCAAACUAACACCAAUUACCCUCUCUGCUGUUCUUACUGCUCGUUGGACCCUCCUCUUGUCCAGCUUAGAGACUGUACCAUACCAGACAGUAAUGGAAUUACAGAGGAUAGUUUCAAUAGUACCUCUAUAGAAUUGGACCAGCGAUUCUUGGGGCAGAUUAAAUUUCCUUAGUUGUCACAAGAAAUACAAUCUCUGGUGUAUCUUUUUAAUAAUAAUAUUGAUGUUAUCUGAUCAAUUCAAUUUUUGAGAGAUCAUAGAGCCCAAGAACUUAAAGGACUCUACCACUACAACCGUGUUACCAAGAAUUGGCAACUAGAUGAGAGGGUGCCUUCUAAAAUCAAUUAUCAUUUCCACUGUCUUUUGGGCAUUUAGCACCAAGCUAUUCCUGCUGCACCACGAGACAAGAUGAUCUACUUCCCGCGUAUAUGCAGAUUCAUCCUCCUCCUGGAUGAGCCCAAUGACUGUAGUAUCAUCCACAAAUUUCUUGACACAUGCAUGUAACACCUCCCAUACUGUUAAAUAUGGUGGUUUAAUAUUUUUAAUAUUAUCCCUCUUUGCAAUAGCUUGUCCUGCAGUGAUUUAAAAUCUGAUAAGAGUCUGUUUUUUUGGCUAAAAUUAUACUUGAAAAAAAAAGAGUUUUCUCUUGGGUUAUUAAAAAUCGAAAGGAGCUUCACCAACAUAUGCAGUUGCUGGCUGUGCACUGCAUGGUGGUUUAGUGUUUCUGCGCACAUGUUUACAUGCAUAUAAGAGACAAGAUCCAUCCACACACACACCCCCCCCCACACUUCUUGUGAGCCUGGGAAGGGAGCUAAAUAUUGAAAACUGACAGCAGCUCUUGGCAACUAAUUUUUUUUUAAUCAAGACUUUCCCCAAAGGCAAAUAUAGAGACAGUGAUUGUACAGGAAAUAUAGAUAAUCAGAGCAUAUGCUGAAUAAGCAUGUGCUGUGCAAGAACAACACUCUUAGGCAUUUAUGGUGAGAACAUAAUUUCAAAAGUUACAGAACACAGAGCAUCUUUAGGCAUGGGGUCGAAAUUAGGAAUGUACCAAGCAUGUCAAUGGAAUGUCUUUAUACAACAUAGUCACUUUUUUCAGAUUCCUUCUUUAAAGCAGGGAUUAAAAAUUCCUAACUCAAUUACGUGAACCCAGCCUUAGACCAAUGAGUGUAUUGAUGGAUGUACUGGUAUUUCAAAACUCGUUUAUAGUAGAUUAUUCUAAAACAGCCUUCCCCAACCUGAUGAUUUCCAGAUGUUGGACUAUAUCACUGCAAUACCUCAAGAAUAGCCUCUCUGCAUAUAAACCAACCCAGACACUGUGUUCAUAAUUUGAGGCCUUUCUUCGUGUGCCUCCUCCAUGUGAGGUCCCGGGGGGGGGGCAACACAAGAAUGGGCCUUUGCUGCAGUGGCUCCCCGUUUGUGGAAUUUUCUCCCCAGGGAGGUUCAUCUGGUGACUUAUAUAUCUUUAGGCACCAGGCAGAAAUAUUCCUCUUCAACCAGGCCUUUGGUUGAUUAAUAUUCUACAGCUUUUUCAGUGUAGGAGGGGGUUAUUGUAUUGUUGUUUCUGUUUUAACUAUUUCUUUGUGCUUUUACCUCGUGUUUUUAUCUUAUGAAAUGCCCUGAGACCUUUUGAUGAAGGGUGGUAUUUAAACCUAAUAAAGAAUAUAUCAUCCCUAACCACUGCUGGCUUUGGCAGAUGGGAGCUGAAAUGGAACAAUAUCUGGAGGGCACUAGGGACUCCAGAAAAGAAAAAGUGUUUUAUAUGUGUUGUAUAGGUGUUAUAACACUGUGACACUAGAUGGCACUGUGGAGUCCUGUCUUUCCAUACCGGAUAUCCCUGUACAGUAUGUGUUUAACUCAGGCAUCCCCAAAUUGCGGCCCUCCAGAUGUUUUGGCCUACAACUCCCAUGAUGCCUAGCUAACAGGAUCAGUGGUCGGGGAAGAUGGGAAUUGUAGUCCAAAACAUCUGGAGGGCCGAAGUUUGGGGGUGCCUGCUUUAACUGAAUCGCUUCUUUGACAUGUCUAGAUCCAGCCCAGCUUAGAGAAGAUUGCUUUAGGAAGUGAGCAGAUUCUUCUUACUCAUAGACUCAUGCACACAACCCAACAAUCUUUCUUUCUCGUGUUCUAUUCACCUAAGCGGGUGGGCAGGGCUAAGGUUGCUGGUUUGACCACAACACAGCCUUGAGUCUCAUAUACUAGGAAAAGCUAGUCCAACAUGAAGUGUAAUGAGGAUAUGUUGCUCCCACUGUACCACACUACUCUGCAUCUAUGUCUCCCCUUGCAGGCCAAUUCCCACCACUGUGUUCCUCCACCUCUUCUCUAUCCAGGUCAGUUGUGUACACACAAUUUAAAGAAGAAAGAGGAGGGGUUGGAAUGGUGUUAAAAUCUGGCUUGGCAAGCUUACACUUAUUCAUCCUUUGUUGCCUGUGGAAAGCAAAAGACUGAGUGCUAGUCAGUCAGUUCACAGCAGACAGCAAGAAACAAUCCUGGGUGUGUUUGUAUCAUUUGUUUGCUGAAUUGUGACCAUAGAUCAUAUUUAUAUUAUAUAUUGCAGUAGAGAUAGUAGGAUUAGGAAAAGGGACAUUUUUGUAGUGACUAGAGGAGGGAAUGGAGGUAAAAUAUUCAGAGCUAAAAUGUUUUUGAAAUCUUAGUCUCAAAUAUGAAAGAGAUUUCUCUUGUCUACCUUUAUGCAUUUGGGGCAGAAUUACGGGACUAAACUGCAUUGUCUUUGGUUUAUUGCUGGUUAUAGAGGAAUUGUGAAUUGUCACCUGCAUUUCAGCUAAAAAUGACAUUUCUUUGCUGUGGGGUUUUCCCCCCCAAAGGAGCAAUUUAACAUCCAGGCUGAGCAGAGCAGAGCUGAGCAGAGCAGGAAAAAUGCAGAAAUUGAAUGAUUACGGGAGUAUGUUCUGCAGUGCCGAGAACACACUGGCAAGGGCGGUCUCUGGCUGUCACUUUAAAAAAAAUGACCUGCUUGUUGGAGGAGGGGCAGUUUCCUGAGAAUCAGGUGCAUGUCUGUAGAGAUGAUGUCAUCUUUCUAAGUAGACCUGCUUGAGAGAGACGGAUGCAGAGGAGGGAAUGAUUUCCUAAUUGCAGAUUUCCAGCUGGAAGGAGUAAGAAAUGGAUAGAGCACAGGCAGUUUCUAGGCAUUCCAUUUGCAAGAGAAGGAACAUUAGAAGAAACUGCUCAAGUUCUACGCAGGACGUUAAAAGAACUUCAGGAAGAGAAGACCUUUUUUUGCUCGGAUUAAAGGGCAUUAUUUUUGAAUCUCUCCUUUGCUCAGCUUCUAAAAAGCCAGUUGGCCUGAAUCAGUAUUCCAGCAAGAAACUACUGACAAGAAGAAGUGAGGGGAUUGCUUUUUCUUUACUGGAUCUUUUCUCUGUUGGAUUUGGCUCAUCAGUCUGAGAAGAUUUAAAAAGAAAGGGAAGUUGUUUUUGUUUUUUCUUGUUUUGUAUCCAUUUUGAACACUUGCAAUUUUAUUAUUUGCAAAGUGUUACCUGAAUUAUUAUUAUUGUUAUACUAAAGGAUGACACAUAAUCACAAUGCUACUUGAAAGACCAUGACUGCUUUUAGUUUGCCUUCCUCUUUUCAGCUAUUAUGACAGGUGUUUCUCUACAUGUACUGUAGUUUUAUAUAGCAAAAUUAGCAGCAUUUGAAGAAAAUUAUGGUUUACUAAACCUUGAUGCAAUACAAAUGAGAAAUCUGGAGAUAGAAUUUAGUUUUAGUGUUAUACAAGCUACUUCUGAUUUUGAAUCAAGGAAAAGACUUCGUGUACAUAACAUGCAGGUAUAAAACCUUCCAUAUGAUAAAGUCUGAAGUGUGAAAGAUGUCUUGGAAGAGGAAUUAUUUUUCGGUGGGACGGGGCACUGUGCAAGGAAUGUUCACUCCACGUAAUACAACAUCUAUAGCACCUAGUAAAGGUCUCAGCAAUGAGCCUGGACAGAACAGCUGUUUCUUGAAUAGUGCAUUACAGGUUCUCUGGCAUCUGGAUAUAUUUCGACGUAGUUUUCGACAACUUACAACACACAAGUGUAUGGGAGAUUCUUGUAUAUUUUGUGCUCUCAAAGGUAUCUUUAACCAGUUUCAGUGCAGCAGUGAGAAAGUGUUGCCAUCUGAUGCACUUCGUAGUGCACUUGCAAAGACUUUUCAAGAUGAACAGCGUUUCCAGUUGGGCAUCAUGGAUGAUGCUGCCGAAUGCUUUGAAAACCUCUUAAUGCGGAUUCACUUUCACAUUGCAGAUGAAUCUAAAGAAGACAUCUGUACUGCCCCACACUGCAUUUCACACCAAAAGUUUGCAAUGACCCUAUUUGAGCAGUGUGUUUGUACCAGUUGUGGUGCCACCUCUGACCCAUUGCCCUUUAUCCAGAUGGUACAUUAUAUCUCAACCACUUCACUCUGCAAUCAGGCAAUUUGCAUGCUGGAAAGACGAGAGAAACCCACUCCAGAUAUGUUUGGAGAGCUGCUACAAAAUGCCAGCACCAUGGGGGACUUGAGAAACUGUCCGAGCAACUGUGGGGAAAAGAUUCGCAUUCGUCGUGUGCUGAUGAACUCUCCCCAGAUCAUCACUAUUGGGCUGGUGUGGGACUCUGAUCACUCUGAUCUGGCUGAGGAUGUAAUUCACAGCCUGGGCACCUGUCUUAAACUGGGAGAUCUUUUCUUCAGAGUAACUGAUGACAGAGCAAAACAAUGUGAACUGUAUUUGGUUGGAAUGAUCUGUUACUAUGGAAAACAUUACUCUACCUUCUUCUUCCAAACAAAGAUCCGCAAGUGGAUGUACUUUGAUGAUGCUCAUGUUAAAGAGAUAGGUCCGAAAUGGAAAGAUGUUGUGACCAAGUGCAUUAAGGGUCAUUAUCAGCCCUUGCUACUACUAUAUGCAGACCCGAGAGGAACUCCAGUAUCAACGCAGGAUCUUCCCACACAGGUGGACCUACAACAGUAUAGCAGGACCUACUAUGAUAGUGAAGACUCAGGGCGUGAGCCUUCUAUCGCAAGUGACACCAGGACAGACUCUUCUACAGACAGCUAUCCCUAUAAACAUUCCCACCACGAAUCUGUGGUCAGUCACUUCUCUUCUGAUUCUCAGGGAACUGUCAUUUACAACAUGGAAAACGAUGUAGCUUCACAAAGCAGCAGGGACACAGGACACCUGACUGACAGUGAAUGUAAUCAGAGGCAUAUUUCCAAAAAGGGCUCGCUGACAGACCGCAAGAGGAGUUCCAGCAGGUCUCGGAAAAAGGGAGAUGAAUCACAUCCGUCAGGAUAUCACAGUGAAGGGGAAACAUUGAAGGAGAAACAAGCCCCCAGAACUGCCCCUAAGACAUCCAGCAGUACCAGCAGGCUAAGGGAAUUUAAAGAGACUGUCAGCAACAUGAUCCACAACAGACCAUCACAGACAAGCCAAGGCUCUCCACGAACAGGGAAGGAUCAGGCUGAGAUACAGUCACUGCCCAGAGCUCUGCCUGCUCUGUCUCGAGACUGGGAAAUGGAGAGCACAAGCAGCGAAUCCAAAUCAAGUUCUUCUAGCAGGUACCGUCCAACUUGGAGACCCAAAAGGGAGUCACUGAACAUAGACAGCAUCUUCAAUAAAGAAAAGAGGAGGCAAUGUGGUUACACACAACUCAGCCCCUUCUCUGAGGAUUCAGCUAAAGAAUUUAUGGAAGAGGAGCCAAAGGAGCCAAUCUCCCAAACAAGAUCAACCCAACCCAACAGGUAUAAGCAAUGGACUCUAGGUCGGGGUGCGCACUAUUUGAUGGAUCAACAACCUCGCCUGAUCCAAAGGAUGGAAUCUGGCUAUGAAAGCAGCGAACGCAACAGCAACAGCCCAGUCAGCCUGGACAUGCCUUUAUCAGAGAGCUCUAGCACCUCCAGAGAUUCUCAUAUGAAGCGACCUGGAGCUUUUGUUCCUGCCUGGCGUAACAUUCCCAAAUCACAUAGCAGCAGUAUCUUGGAGGUAGAAUCUGCACCAACUGCUAGUUGCUGGUCAAAGAACAAGCACGCCAUCGGUAAUGGCGGGGAGAUGCUUGUCUCUUCUAAGAGUGAACUGGAUGAAUUACAGGAAGAAGUGGCAAGGAGGGCCCAGGAGCAGGAACUUCGAAGGAAGCGGGAAAAGGAACUGGAGGCAGCAAUGGGCUUUAAUCCCCGCCCAAGCAGGUUCAUGGACCUGGAUGAACUGCAAAACCAGGGGAGGACUGAUGGCUUUGAGAGGUCUGUGCAGGAGGCAGAUUCAGUCUUUGAAGAGUCACUGCAUCAAGAGCAGAAGGGAGACUGUGCUGCAGCUUUGGCUCUCUGUAAUGAAGCUAUAUCUAAACUAAGACUUGCCAUGCAUGAUGCCAGCUCUAGCACUCACAGCAGAGCUCUAGUCGAUAAGAAGCUGCAAAUCUCUAUCCGAAAAUCACGGAGCCUCCAGGAUCGCAUGCAGCAACAGCAGCCAGCCCAGCCGCCGCCCACCUGCCACCCGCCACCGGGGGGCAACAUGACCCAAUCUUCAAGUGAACAGACUGGCCCGCUCCAAGUACUGCUGAGCCAGAAGAUAGUACUGGAACCCAGCAGAGAAGCAGAACUUGGGUCCAGUUCUUAUUUCCAUCCACCUGCUUCCCAUCAUGAAAUGCAGUCAUCCUAUCCCAAGUCCUUUCUCCCACCUCCUGAAAGCAGCCCCUCUUGCAAGCCUUCUCUGAACUUUCAAGCUGCCUCUGCUGGUUUCAGUGAUCGAGCUCCCUCUUUUCCAAGUAGACACGGGGUGGGUGACAGAUCCAUUGGAACGGAGAAUGAAGUCUGCCAUGAUACAGUGCUAGAGGGAGUCUCUCCCACUAGUCUAAAAGACAAUAAGGAUAAGACAAUAAGUAGCAGUAAACUCGAAGAAGUGCAUAACAUAGUGGCUUCUCUCACACCAUAUUGCAAAUUGAAAAGUAACAUGGUAAACUCUGGAUCUUUGCCUACGCUCUUCCCCUCUUCACAUCCAGCACAAGCACCAUCUGAUAAAAACAGCAAUCAUAAUCCAUGCUUCAAAUCAUCAAGUUCUUCAGAGAGGCCUCUUAUUGAGCAGCAGUGGGCCAAUCACGUCAUAACCCUGGCUUCUCUUUCCCCUUUGCCCCACUGUCCUCCAGAUCCAUUGCAGACUGCAAAUAGGUACCCAAGAGCAAACAGCCACGAGAGUUUACAUCACUCACAGGAAGAAUUUGUCAGUGGGGGUUCUCUGAAACCUGAGAUGAUCAGUGCUAAGGGGCAUGUUCAUUCCCUUGCAGAGCAAUUUCAGCAGUUGCAGGGUGUCUCACAGAAGGAGGGCACUCAUGAGAAAGAAAGGGAAGUGUCUGUCUGUCGUGAUCAGUAUGCUCCAGUGUUACAACAGGAGUCCUUCAGCAAUCCUCAAUUCCUAAGGCCUAGGCAGCCAGUAGUUGGAAGGCAAGAGAAUGGAAUAUGGUUUGUUGAAAAGUUGAACUCGUGCCUGAGUUCUAGAGACAAGUUCAGUUCCGGAAAUUUUAGUGCUCACUGUAAAAUGUCCGAGAGUUCUGGAUCACACAAUGAAGAACUGUGUAAGAAAGGGGAACAUUGUUCCGUAGAUCCUGACUUAUCCCUGGGGAAGUUCAACCACGAGGGAGAAGUGAGAGAGGUGAAUGACGGCAAUCUUGCUGGCUUGGUUACAUCUAUGCCUGUGGACUGCUGGGUAGACAAUGUUAAAAGGUAUUAUAGUUCUCAGCUGGAUUGCAAGAGUGCCACCUGUCUUCCGGUGCCUAGGAACAAGUUGCCUGUGUCUCAUCAAGUAGCCUUUGUGGAGGACCCAAUACAGAAGCACCCACAGUGGAAUGAAGACACAGAACAGGAGAUUUCUGAGCUGGAGUCACUGUAUCAGGCUAGCUUACAGGCAUCUCAAACAAGCCAGUCUGUAUCGGGAAAGCUGGACAAUCCCUGGCAUCCAUUGGGCAAGACAGCAUCUGCAAACUUACCUACCAGAAAGAUGCGUGGUGUAGCUUGCAUGGGUCUUUCAAAAACACCAACAGCAGAGAUCGAACGUAACCUCUACGGAACCAUUGCAUCUCCAGUGUCCAAGGUACCAUACCCAAGAAACCAUGGCAGAGAGCCAGAAGAGGAGAUGUACAGUGCAGAGAACUUCCGUCGCAUUGCACGUAGUCUCAGUGGGACCGUCCUUGCAAACAAGGAGGAGACACUUGUUUCUUCCCACAGUUUUGAAGUGUCCAAUGAGAGGAAAAUGCCAGUGGAAGCCAGACACCGUUCCUCCAGCACCACUUCCCUCACUUUCCCUCACGAUUCUCCUCCUGUGUUACCCUUUGAUCCCCAGCACUAUUCAACCCAACUGCAGCACCUCUCCCAUGAUGCACCAGUGCCUAGCAUGGUGGGCAAGACACAUAGGCCAUCAGGAAAUCAGAAGAACAUCCAAAAAUUUUUGGUUGUGCCUGACAGGGGUGAAACUUUCCAAGGUGAAGACAACCCAGCUGUGGCACUGAACUAUGGGAGCCUCACGUACAAACAGCAGGGCCUGCCUUCUCAACUUGGGCAGAGACCUCUUCUUAAUCAACAUUUAGGAAGCAAAGAAGCAUCUGGCCCCACUGGCCACUGGCUGCAGAUGAGUCACACUGCCAGACAAACAGCAACACUGCCAGAUAGACAAACAGUACACUGGGGACAUGCUGCUCCGACAAACAAGGGAUCACAAAAACAUUUACUCCAGCAGCCACUGCAGCAAGGAAAACGGGGUGCUUGUGCCGCUGACUGUAGGUCGCCGCUUGGCACGAGUUACAGUACCUUAAGCAUACCUCAGUGGGCUUCAAGAGACACAGGUGGCUUUCAAAGUUGUCCAGUGCCACCCACACAGGCCAAGGUUCCAGGUCCCAGGAGGGUAGAUAUGCCCCCAGAUGAAGACUGGCGGCAGAAUAGCUAUACCUCUCAGCCUGGAGCAAGGAGAGUAUUGCCAGUGCACAUGAUGGAUGGAACUUACUCAUCUGCUUCUGAAGCGCACCGUAGGAUGCUGGCCCGCGCAGCUGCUGCUUCCAUGCACAACAGCGGCUGGUGAGGUCUCUUUAACUUCAGAAGAUAUGCCCCCUUAUGAAACAGGUUGUCCGAGCUAUAGUUGAUAAGACAGCAAGAUUUUUUUCAGUCCGUGUCUGUGCCAGUCUUGUCUUUAAAAGUAGCUACACAAUAAGUGGAAACUAAAUGCACUGUGUUUCUGUACUGCCGAACUGCUGUCCAUGGGGAACUUUUUAGAGACUCCAUUCUAAGCCUCUCUCCGCAGAAAAUGGUUUCAGGCCCACUAGCAAUUGGAAGAAGAGCAAGAGCUGCAAAUGAAAUCGGUUGUUGAAAGCAGGCUGUGUUUUAAAGGACUUGAGUCAUGAAAAGCAUCGCUACUAAUCCCAUAUGCCAACCCAUUAUUCAGUUUUGAGUUGUUCUUCUCUGUUAGAUGGGGCCUGAUAAACUUCCCAUGUUCUCUGAAGUUAAAGAUUUGGCAGUGCUUAUGGGUUAAUGAGGCAAAAGUAUCCUUCUUUGUGUUGAGAUGUUAGGCACAGAUGACUGCCGUAGGUGCUAGUGCGGAGCUGGAAAGAAGGCAUAGCUCAUGUGUAAAUCAGGCCUUCUCCCAUGUCCUCAAAGCAGACUAACAGUGCUUCAGAAAGCAAAGACUGUUAAGGCUGCACACUUAAUUAUAACAUUGUAAACACAGAAUCACUUUAACUAUUUUAGGGUCAAACAUACUUGCCUUUGUAAGUAUUUUUCAAAUAAAUUUAUGAAAUAGUUAUAUUUAUUGGGUGGUGUAUGAAUUGCUCUUUUUGUCUUUCAACCAGGCAAUUUUUAAAAACUAACAAACUUGGUAUUCUGCAGUUGUUGCACAUUCAUUAGCUCUUACUUUUGCUUUGCAUGUGAGCUGCAUAUUAUGGAAACUAUCCCCUAUGGCAUCUGAUACAGGUUCGCUCAUGAUCCUGUAUUUGGAGCAAACCUCUGGAAAGAGGUAGGACUUCCCACUCUAUAGGCAGAGGUAAGAGUACCGUGCUGCUACGUUGUUGGCAUCCCUCUGUCUGGAGAGACAAUGGAGUGUGCCUCCAGGGGUGAAGAGAAACAACUGCAUUAGCAGCACUGAAGUGACCUCAGGGCACAAGCCUGGGCAGUUGUCUGGAGGUCUUGGGCUGCCCAGAUGACAGGACUCCCCCUCCUCUCUCAGCCUCACUGAUGUGGUCCAAAGAGAAGCAGGGCUAUAUGUUUGACACCAGCUUGGCUGCAGGAGUUGCCAGAAGGGGGCGUACCAAGGCACCAUCCACCCAUCUUAGGGACUCCAGAUUUGCGUGGGAUUUAUUGCUUAGCCUUUUCUUCUCCCGAAGAUGUCCCUAACUCACCAAGGAUUUGAGACCCAUCAGCUACCCUCACCUGGUUUAGCCAGCCAAUCAAAGCCAUUUCCAGGGUGUGGCUGCUGCCGCAUACUGGCAGCUUCUAGUAGCCACAGGUGAAAGCUGAGUGCAGGGUAUGGACCAAAGGUGGACAAAUUACCCCAGAAGCUGCACAAUAUGUCCCCCACCAGAGAUACUACCUCUCCCCUAACACCCUAUACUUGUGCGUUUAUUCUAUAAACAUCUUAGAAGUUCACCAGUGUGGUUGGAUGAAGGCCAGAAGACCCCAAGAUCAAAUCCCAGCUCAGUCAUCAAGUUUGCCAGGCAACUUUUGGCCAAUUGGUCUCAGUCUACCCUACUUCAUAGGGUUGUUGUGAAUAUUACAUUGAAAGGUGAGGCACAUGUAUGCUGACCUGAGCUCUUUGGAGGAAAGUGGGGAAGUAAUUAAAUAUAAAAAUUAAAAGAUAAAACAAUUUGUUAACAGGUAAGGAAUCUCCAUACCAUCUGCUGCCUGUCACAGUUAGUCUGAGACUUUAUUUGAAGAAAAACUGCUUUCUGCCUGUUAAAGGGGCUGGGCUGGCUACUGACUUCCAUAUGAUCUCCGUUCCUUUUGGGAUUUUUUACAUUGCCUGUAGCUCCUGCUAAAAGGUAGGUGUGUUGAAUUAGUAAUUAAUUGCUUUUUAAAAAUUAGAUAUUUUGAACUUAGGAGCUAGCUCUACUAGGAGUGUUGGUGUGUGAAAAUUUUGAGCUUUGUGAAUUGUUCUUCUUUGUCUCAUUGCUUGAGUCCUGCAAGCUCCCUAGUGUUCCUUCUAAAGACAUAUACCAUAUUGUUAUCCUUCUUGACAAUUAUACUUUUUUUUGCAGUGAAACUUACUAAAUGUACAGCUCAUUUAACAUGAUGGUGUGGUUUCUGGGGUUUUUUUGUAUGCAGUCUGAGCACUGAGCUGCAGAUAAUAUUUUUACACCUGACCUCGAUGUGAUAUGGUUGCCCAUUCAAUUUUCAAUAUUCCUCUGUAGCACUGGCAUAUGAUGUCUCUAGUAACAACCAUGCUCAGAGCAACCUUUUAAAAGCUCUCAUGUCACCUGCUAGUGGUGAUGCAGGAGCAAUCAGCUGGAGUGAAUUGCCUUGUUACAAAGCUGAAUAGAGCACAGCUGUGCCAAAAACAGUCUUACUGGUCUGCAAAUCAAGGCCAAAGGCUCAUAUCAGGGAUGUGCGAGCAUCAUUGUGAACACCGACUUCUGAUGUUGCCUCAAUUCUGGUGAAAAGUAAGUGCAUUGAGUAUAAGGUAAAAAAAAGGCUAUUCUUUUUUUUUCCUUAGUGGGUGAGGAUUCGUGAAGACCCUGGUUUUCUUACAUUUUAAUACUUUAAAGGUGGUAGAAUAAGGUAACAAAAGACAGCACAUAAAUUAGGUUACAAGGUGGUGAUCUAUAUGCCCUUAUGGCAUGGCUGGACCCCAGGCUAAUAUAGAAGGUGCUAGUGAGGGGGACAUUGGUUAGCUGAAAAAUAAAUGCAAAUUUGAUCACAUUUGAAUUCCUAAAUAUUUUAAGUAUUUUGUUGCACAUGUAUGUAUGUAUGUAUGUAUGUAUGUAUGUAUGGGGAUUCUUCUAACCCCUUCCCCAGAUGUGGAGUUUGGGUAACAUUUUGACUUGAUGAUUGCUGUUUCUUCCAGGCUGGAGUGGGUGAUUGUGGUUCUCCAGAUGUUGGACUUCAACUCCCAUUAGAUCCCAUCAGCUUGGUCUAUGGCAGGCACCCCCAAACUGCUGCCCUCAAGGUGUUUUGGCCUACAACUCCCAUGAUCCCUAGCUAGCAGGACCAGUGGUCGGGGAAGAUGGGAAUUGUAGUCCAAAACAUCUGGCGGGUCGAAGUUUGGGAGUGCCUGGUCUAUGGUCAGGGAUGUUGCUACAGGCACUAUUAAGAUGGUUGGGUUAUAAUUUUAAAUAAAUUGGAGUGGAGAGAGAAGUAUGUGUGUGAAGAGAAAGGUGAGUAAGGAGUGUUUGAAAAUGUGGCUUGGGUUAAGGAUUCAGCAUGUUCUGCGUCGGGUGUAGCGAUGUGUAUAGAUGUUAGGAGACUAUAUAUUUAUUAGAUGUUUUGCUUCCUCACAUUUGUGAGUUCAGCAGAGAGCAUCCUUUUGCAGCUUAAAAAGCAACUUAGAUAGGCUAGUUUUAGCCUUUCAGUUUAAGUAAUGCAGGAUGCUUUAAAGCAGACUGGAUUCUCCUGAUACCCCCCCUUUUUCUCCCCCUUAAAACAAUAAUCACACAAACAACAUUAUAAAAGGUAAAAAUAGCCUUUACUCAGAGUUUCUGUUGCAGAAUAACAGAUACAGCAGCUUUGUUCAGGCAGGCUUAAAAUGACAAUUGAAUUAAGCGGUGUCUGAACUACGAAGCUCAGCCAUGCAGAUUGUUCUCAGCUCUCUGGCUUGUGUUGGGCAAAAAACUUUUUUGCCUGGAUUUUCACAUUUUGAAACAUGGCAACCCUAGGUAAGGAGAAUAAAUCUCAGAGUUCUCUCUAGCAAACUGGUCCAGGAGCUUCAACUUCUAACACUGCACAGGUAAAACAUUCCCUCAAAGGGAAUGUUUAAAAUGCUGCUUAAAAAUUCUUUGUCAAUAGCAAAUAAAAGCUAGGAAGGAUAAAUAUGCGUAGCAUGGAAGUCUAAGCAAGCUAAAGAGAGAUCAGUGUUGUUUCAUAAAAAUCACCUUACGAUCCUGAGCGCACAUAAAGAUAUGCAAGGUGAAUAUAUUCUCUUAGAUGUAGAACUGGUGCAGAAUAAUAUUCUUGUCGAUGUGUAAGGUCUUAAUAUGGAUGACCCUAGACUAGGGAUGAGGAACCUCUGCCCCUCCAGAAGUUAAUGGACUCCAAUUCUUAUCAAUUCCCCCAGCCAACGCAGCUAGCUGCUGGUUGGUGAUGGGUGUUAUAGUUUUAAAUACUCUAUAGCGCCAUAGACACCCCCCCCCCACCUCUAUUUUAGGCCCUCUUGGAUAAGUAACCUGUAUCCUAGUCUGAACCAGGAC